This is a messenger RNA of Aegilops tauschii subsp. strangulata, 1299 nucleotides long. RefSeq names its product acetylserotonin O-methyltransferase 1. NCBI's taxonomy places the organism in Eukaryota, Viridiplantae, Streptophyta, Magnoliopsida, Poales, Poaceae. The record is from RefSeq and is a predicted model, not a curated record. Gene Ontology annotation, molecular function: O-methyltransferase activity; protein dimerization activity.
AAGCCUAGCAUUCAACACACCAUGUCGUCCCACGUCCAGGAAGAUGAGCUCGCCAUGAGCAGCGAUGAGUUGCUCCAAGCUCAGCUCGAGCUCUACCACCACUCCUUCGUCUAUGUCAAGUCCAUGGCGCUCGGUGCCGCCACCGAUCUGCGCAUCGCCGACGCCAUCCACCUUAGGGGAGGUGCUGCCACCUUGUCUGAUCUUGCCGCCCAUACAGGGAUCCACCCGACGAAGUUCUCCCACCUCCGGAGGCUCAUGCGCGUGCUCACCACCUCGGGCAUCUUCUCCGCCGACGUCAAGGCUAGAGGCGACACCGUGUACAAGCUCACCCGGGUCUCUCGCCUCCUUGUUGGUGCUGGUGGCGAGAGCUCGCGCCGCCGUGACCUGUCUCCAAUGGUUGGCGUGUUUGUCAACCCGGUCGCCAUCGCUGCUCUCUUUAGCAUACGCGAGUGGUUCACCGACGAAAACAGCGCCGCCUCAUCGUCUCUCUUCGAGAUGGCGCAUGGUUGUACACGGUGGGAGAUGAUAGCAAAGGACGCCGGCGAGGGUCGCGUGUUCAAUGCCGGCAUGGCCGCAGACAGCUGCCUCAGUAUGGAGAUCCUCCUAAAAGAGUGCAGCAGCGUCUUCGGAUCCCUAGGCAGCUCACUGGUCGAUGUCGGUGGCGCCCAUGGCACUGCUGCUGCGGUCGUUGCCAAGGCAUUCCCACACGUCAAGUGUACCGUGCUGGACCUCCCUCGCGUCGUCGCUGGGGCUCCUGCCCAUGCUAAUUUAACCUUCGUCCCCGGCGACAUGUUUGAGUACAUCCCGCCGGCGGACACCGUUCUACUCAAGUGGGUUUUGCAUGAUUGGCCAGACGAAGAUUGCAUCAAGAUACUGCGCCAGUGCAAGAAAGCAAUCCCGACAUGGGACGCUGGAGGGAAGGUGAUAAUCAUGGAUAUGGUGGUCGGAUCUCAAGGGCUGCAGCAGGAGACCGUGUCCAAGGAGGCGGAGGUUUUGUUCGAUGUCUUCAUAAUGCACAUCGACGGGAUCCAGCGAGAGGAGCAUGAGUGGAGGAAGAUUUUCUUUGACGCUGGGUUCAGCGACUACAAGAUUACACCCGUGACGGGAAUUCGCUCAAUUAUUGAAGUCUACCCUUAAAUAUAAAUCUUCAUACUUCAUGUUAUGGAUUUGGAUGCAUUGUUGUAUGUAAGUGGUACCUUUAUAAUCUUAUCAUUAUCAAUUAAGUAAAAUGAGUGCUAGCUUGACCAACUCUUCCUCUGUCUCGCAAAAAAGAAAUAAAGUGCAUGAUUUGCAGUCAAA